Messenger RNA from Cladocopium goreaui, 1402 nucleotides. The record is from the annotation of a GenBank genome assembly. Lineage: Eukaryota; Dinophyceae; Suessiales; Symbiodiniaceae.
AAUUUGUUGCCCGUCUGUGCUUGCCAGCCAUGGCAGAGGCGGACAUGGAGGCGACACAGGAGGUGGAGGAGCAGCCUGAGCAGACAGUUCAACUGAAGGUGCUUGGAGGUGGUGGCCUUACGGCGACAAUGGUCCCGGAGGGCAUGGAAGGUCUUGACAGCCACGUGCUGGAUGCCACAGUUCGGGCACGACUAUCCCCAGAGGAGCGCCUGGCCCGUGAAGUAGCGCGUCGGCGUCAGUUGGAGCUUGAACGACGACAGCGCAUCUUCAACUCUAAACGCCGACUCAUCGGCAUCGAUCAGCAGACUUUAGAUGCGCAAAUUGCCGAGCGCCAGCGGCUGAAAGAAGAGCAACAGCGACAAGAUGUCGCCGAAGAUCGGGCGAUGUUGGCGCUGGACAAACAGCUCAAAUUAAAUGAGGCCAGCAAGAAGCAGAUGAUUUUCGACUUGGAGAAAUCAUGCAGAGAGUUCGGCCUUCAGAACCUCAGCAAAGAGCAGAGCAACACCUACGACCUCAAUGACCCGCAGCGGCUCCGAAAGGCAGAGCCCAUGCGACGGGGUGAUGAUGAUCCGCGGUGCGGUGCUUCGAGCAUGUUGAAAUUUGGUGGCGAGGACCUCAUGAAAGCUGAGCGCAAGAGGCAACAGCAGAAGCAACAGGUGAUGUUCAUAGAGCAGCAAAAAUUUGAAAAGGAAAUGCUAAUUGAAGAGAAUGGGGACCAGAAGUACAUUCAGGAGACGAAAGAGAUGAUUGCACUUCGUGAUGAGAUGGAGGCAAAUGAGCAAAACCUGCGAAAGGAGCUGCAGCAGUCGCAGCAGGCAGUGAACCUGGAGCGCGCUGCUGAGCGUGCUAAGCAGCAGCAGGACCUCACAGAGCAGGAGGCAUUGUUGGAUGCUGCGGAGCUCUAUCAUCACGGUAAUGAUCCCUUCCUGAACGAGCACACAGACAGCUUGAAUCCCAACGGCCGUGUUCGAAGGGCGGAGUUCAAAGGCUCCACAAGAAACGAAAGGCUGGAGGGACGACGGGUGUUGGAAGCGCAAGCAGAGGAGCAGAGUAUGAAGAAGUAUCAGGAUCAGGUGGAGGACUUCCGCUUCCAAACUCUGCAAGAGGCUGCUCGGAGGCAGCUGAUUCUCCAAGAGCGGGAGAAGUCACGCAGCCGCAGGGCCAUGGCCGAGGCAGUAGCCAAGGAAAACUUGCAGAUGAAGGCAGAGAAGAUUGAACAGACCAAGAAAAUCAACGAGCUCUACACCAACAAGUUUUCGGAUGACUUCUGGGCCCAGUUUGGCACAACCACGCGCUAAUGCAUUUGGCGAAAUGAACAGCUCAACUUUGUGACAGCUUUCAACAAAUUUGCCACGAACUGCGAGUCAGCCGAUUGGUGAACUGUGGGAUCUCUAUAGUCUGG